AUGGAACAACACCUUGCCCAAGUCGCCGACGUCGCCGACAAGGCGUUUGACUUUGUCAUAGUAGGCGGAGGGCUCGCCGGAUGCGUCUUGGCCGCACGCCUGACUGAGAACCCGGGGGUGACUGUCGCCCUGCUUGAAGCCGGGAACGCGCACUUCGACGACCCACUCGUCACGGACCCGAUGGGGUGGAUGAAGCAGGUGUUCAACCCCGAGUACGACUGGGUCUUCCGCACCAAGCCCCAGACCCGGACGCAGAACAACCUCACUACGCCGGAUGGGAAGCCGGACCCGAGCUUCUACUGGUCGAGGGGCAAAGGCCUGGGAGGAAGCUCGUGCAUGAACUUCUUGUUCUGGACACGCCCUCAGCGCGAGGAGGUUGAUGCAAUUGAGAAGUUAGGCAACGAGGGAUGGAACUGGGAGCGCUUCUUCGAAGCGUCCAAGCGCUCUGAAACUCUCCGUCCUACUGGUAUCCAAAACGACCCAGCGUAUGCGCCCCUUUACUCCGAGGACUCAGUUGGACACAACGGUCCUGUUUCCGUAUCCUUCACUCGGACUUCCUCUAUGCUCGAGGCUCCAUUCCAGAAGGCCCUCGAAGCUUGCGGCAUCAAAACGAUCAAGGACGGGCUCGGUGGAGAUCUCAACGGAACGUUCCACUCCGUCAACAAUGUCGAUCCGAGAACUUGGACGCGGAGCUCAGCUGCGAGCGGUUACCUCAUUCCGGCACUCCAUCGGCCCAACCUGAAGGUCCUCACCAAGGCGUACGUGCAGAAAGUUCUCGGCAGCAACGAGGCCGGCUCCUUCGUGGCCUCGGGCGUCCAGUUCGAUUUGGAGGGGAUGACUUACACUGUCAACGCUGCUAAGGAAGUCAUCUUGUCCGCCAGCACUGUCAAGUCUCCCCACAUCCUCGAGAUGAGCGGCAUCGGAGACCGUAAGGUCCUUGAACCUCUCAGUAUUCCUGUCAACGUCGAUCUCCCUACCGUCGGGACGAACCUCCAAGACCAUCUCAUCGUGACGGGCUCCGUGUUUGAGAUGCAAUCGGACAAGGGGUUUGUCACUACAGACACCCUCGACCAUCCUGAGAUCCAAGCCAUGCUGAAGAAGUGCUAUGCUGAAUCAGGCUCGGACGCCGCCGCCCGCCUCGUCUGCUCGGGAACGACGUUCCUGCCGCUCCAAGACUUCUCGCCCCGCGCGAAUGAGCUCAUCUCCGCACUCGAAGCACGCAUCCAGGAACGCGCGCAGUCGGGCGCGUACGCUCCCGGACGUCUCGAGCAGAUGAAGGUGCAACUAGAAAUGCUCAAGGACCCGAAGGUGCCCGACAUCGAGAUCGUCAUCUUCCCCUUCAACAUGCAUCCGGACGGGACCGGCAGGCCCUACACUGGCAUAUUCCCCUCCCUCGCCCGCCCGUUCUACCGCGGCUCUGUGCACGCCGCCUCCGCGGAUCCGGCCGUCCAGCCCGAGAUCGAGCCGGACUACCUCUCGGACGAGUUCGACCUCGAGCUGCUCCUCGACUCCAUGAAGUUCGUCCGCCGCGCCGCCGCGACUCCCGCGUGGAGCUCGAUCUGCAACGCCGAGCUCCUCCCCGGGCCCGCCAUCGUGUCCGAGGCACAGCUGCGCGAGUCCGUGCGGGACAACGUGUCGACGACGUGGCACGCGUGCGGGACGUGCUCGAUGCUGCCGCGCGACAAGGGCGGCGUGGUCGACGCGCGCCUCAAGGUGUAUGGCACGCGCAACCUCCGUGUGUGCGACCUCUCGGUCUUGCCGCUCAUCACCGUCGUGCACACCCAAGCGACGACGUAUGGGAUCGCCGAGCAGGGCGCAGACAUCAUCAAGGCUGACCACGGAAUUUGA
This is a messenger RNA of Epithele typhae, 1848 nucleotides long. Its product is annotated as GMC oxidoreductase. The transcript has 20 exons. Lineage: Eukaryota; Fungi; Basidiomycota; Agaricomycetes; Polyporales; Epitheliaceae. The record is from RefSeq and is a predicted model, not a curated record. Gene Ontology annotation, molecular function: flavin adenine dinucleotide binding; oxidoreductase activity, acting on CH-OH group of donors. The coding region runs from base 1 to 1848 and encodes 615 amino acids.